Psilocybe cubensis is the source of this 1290-nucleotide messenger RNA. RefSeq lists its product as uncharacterized. Gene Ontology annotation, molecular function: iron ion binding; heme binding; oxidoreductase activity, acting on paired donors, with incorporation or reduction of molecular oxygen. The record is from RefSeq and is a predicted model, not a curated record. NCBI's taxonomy places the organism in Eukaryota, Fungi, Basidiomycota, Agaricomycetes, Agaricales, Agrocybaceae. Bases 1 to 1290 code for a protein of 429 amino acids. The transcript has 11 exons.
AUGCUCAAUCCCGUUUUCUCAAUCGCACACCUGCGUGAGAUGAUCCCUGUUUUCUACAAUGUGAUGUAUAAGCUUCUUGAGACUUUGCAAAAAGAGGCAAAGAAUGGACCGACGGAGAUAGACCUUUUAGAGUGGAUGUCCCGCGCUGCCCUUGAGCUCAUUGGUCAAGGAGGGCUAGGAUACUCAUUCGACCCUCUCACCAGCAAGGCCGUUCCACAUCCAUACAUCACCGCGAUCAAAGGAAUUGGUCCUGCCGGAAUGAAGAUAUUUCUACCUGCUAGGUACUUGCUCCCCCACCUCGUGAAGAUCGGUACACCGCGCAUGCGAGGCAUCAUCGCGAAAUGGAUACCAUGGCAGCCUCUUCACGAUGCUCAUGAUAUCUCAUAUGUGCUGCACAAUGUGUCUGUUGAUAUAUUCGAAUCGAAGAAACGCGCGCUGUCUGAAGGAGACGAGGCUGUUGCGAAGCAGGUAGGGCAGGGGAAGGAUCUGCUCAGUAUUCUCAUUAGAGAAAACAUGAAGGCGUCGAGUGCGGACCGACUUCCAGAGGAAGAGGUGCUAGGCCAAAUGUCGAAGAAGCUUACACCCCCGCUCGUUUUGGGGCGCUGUAGGACAUUUAUAUUUGCAGCGACCGAUACCACAUCCAGCGCACUCUCCCGGAUCUUUCACCUGCUCGUGCUGCACCCGGAUGUACAGGAUAAACUACGGAGCGAGCUAGAGACCGCACGCGACGAGGUAGGUGGUCGCGAUUUAACGUACGAUGAGCUGGUGGGUCUGCCGUACCUCGACGCUAUAUGCCGCGAGACGCUGAGACUCCAUCCGCCCGUUACCCGUGUCUCGAGGUGCACGACACAGGACGUCAUGCUAUCCCUAUCAAAACCCAUCAAGGGCAUUGACGGACAGGAGAUCCCAGCUGUCGCAGUGCCGAAGAAUACCACCGUCACCAUAGGUAUCAUGGCGUGCAACCGCGAUCCUGAGAUAUGGGGACCGGACGCGGAGGAGUGGAGGCCCGAGCGCUGGCUCGAGCCGUUGCCGGAAAGUGUGGCCCGUGCGCAUCUCCCGGGCGUCUAUUCCAAUUUGAUGACAUUUAUUGGUGGGAGUAGAGCGUGCAUCGGAUUCAAGUUUUCCCAGCUUGAAAUGAAAGUCGUUCUAUCUCUGCUCAUCCCCAAGUUCACAUUCUCGCCGUCAAAACAGGAGAUCUUCUGGAGGAUGGGAGGAAUUGCACAGCCGACAGUCGGCAGCCACUCCAACCCCAACGCCCAGCUUCCGAUUAUUAUGGAGUUGAUUCAAUAG